This is a messenger RNA of Solanum stenotomum, 804 nucleotides long. RefSeq lists its product as uncharacterized. The transcript is spliced from 3 exons. The coding region runs from base 1 to 804 and encodes 267 amino acids. The record is from RefSeq and is a predicted model, not a curated record. Lineage: Eukaryota; Viridiplantae; Streptophyta; Magnoliopsida; Solanales; Solanaceae.
AUGGGACACCAUGACACCAACGGAUCAUCUUUUUGGCAUUUUUAUAGUUCUUGGGCUGAGAUAUCUUCCCGUUCUAAUAAUGUCAUAUCAAAAAUCCCCUUUUUGAAGCGUGAUGAAUUCCCUUUCAAAAUUGACAAUUUCUCUAAUCACAUUUCCAUACCAAAUGAAAGAAUCAAUAGCAAUAGCACACAUGAUCCACCAGUAUUGCAAGAAAAGAUAUUUCAUUUUACGAAAGAAAGUAUAGCCAAGCUAAAUUCUAAGGCCAAUGUUGAAAUGAACACCACCAAGAUAUCUUCUCUUCAAGCUGUGUUAGCUCAUGUUUGGCAAUCCGUUAUCCGUUGUCGUAAUCUGGAUCACAACGAAGAGACUACUUUUGAGGUACCAAUUGACAUGAGGAAAAGAUUGAAUCCUCCUUUACCGGAAGGAGUUUUUGGAAAUGCAAUUUACCCUGCUACCAUAACGGUGAAGACAGGAGAGCUACUGGAGCACGGAUUCGAAUGGGCUGCUUUACAAAUAAAUGAGAUGCUUGCUUCUCAUUACCAUGAAAAGUUUAAGUGCAUAUACGAGAAUUGGAUGAAGGAUCCUGAGGUAACAAAAUUGGGUGAUUUGCCAAGUAAUUACUUUAUGCUGCACAACUCUCCGCGAUUCAAUUUUUAUAAGUAUGAUUUUGGUUGGGGAAAGCCAAUUGCACGUAAAAGUGAAGGGUCAAACAUGUUUGAAGGGAAAAUUACUGUGUCACCUGGACUAGAAGAAGGGAGCAUGAUUUCAAUUAUUUCUUGUUAUAUUAUUAUUAUGCAUGAAUGA